AUGGACCGAAAGACGGUGGUCUUUGAGGACAGCGUGGGCUUAAACAAUGACAUCCCACCGACUCUGCAGACGGAUCCUGCUACGGACAUGAGUCAGCCAAGCAAGUCAAAGUCUCUCUCUCCAUCUUCGAAACAUGUUGAUGAGCUGGAGCAAUUGGAGGAGACGCACUUUAUCGAGAAUCAAAAAGAACUCGUUGCACUGCAGAGACUAGACGACAAAUGUGCACAGCUACAGCAAGAGGGAAGAUACACAGAGGCACUCGAAUGUAUGGAGAAAGGUCUUGUACUAAGGCAGCAUUUCUUCGGGGCAGACAGCGACGAAGUGUGGACAUCCUGUAGGACUGUGGGUGAAAUGUGCAACCUCUUGGCCAUGACCUACUUGCAACAGGAAGAGUUCCGUGUCGUGCUGGAGUUGCUCAAGAAGGCUGAAAUUCUAACUGAACGACAUCCCGCGGGUCGAGCUGUUACACUCAAUAACUUAGCGUGUUACUACCGUCGACAGGGGAAUCUCCACAAAGCACUUACUUAUUUAACCGAGGCGCUCAAGAUCGAGUCACGUCUGGAUAAUUUACCGAAUAAAGCAGAUACACAUCUCAAUAUGUGCGCUGUACUCUCUCAGCUUGGUAAACACCAGAGUGCACUUGGCCACGCUCAGUCGGCGUUGAUUAAUCUACAUGAAGAGCUGCAACUUGGUAGAGUUGAGAAUGGAUCCAGCCCAACACGCAAGGGUUUUAAUGGAAAGAAUGGCGACAAGAUCGAUCCGAUGAUUAAACUUGAUCGUGUGGCAGUCUUGGGCAUCGCGUACCACAACGUGGGCGUCGAACAAGAAUUCUUGAAAUGCUGGGAUCUGAGUCUAAAAUCGUACAAGAAAGGCAAGGAGAUUACAUCCACGUAUCUUGGCGAGUCGCACGGCAUCGUGAUCACAUUGCAGAACUCGUUGCAGAGUGCAAAACGCAACAUGGCCAGCAAAAUUCGGACAGCAGGCAGACGAGGAGACGGGAUCUCACUGCCUAGUAUCAACAGCUCUCGGGGUGGAAAAUCUGCUAUCAAAUCACUGGUAAAUCAGAAAAUGAAGGCAAAGAAGGUGAUCCGAGCAAAAGACGAGUCCCCAACUAAACUGCCGCUAGCGUAUAGCAACAAUGGCAGCAGCAGUACUCGCUUGUAG
Messenger RNA from Phytophthora nicotianae INRA-310, 1164 nucleotides. RefSeq lists its product as hypothetical. The record is from RefSeq and is a predicted model, not a curated record. Lineage: Eukaryota; Oomycota; Peronosporomycetes; Peronosporales; Peronosporaceae. The coding region runs from base 1 to 1164 and encodes 387 amino acids. The transcript has a single exon. Gene Ontology annotation, molecular function: protein binding.